Molecule: messenger RNA, 1188 nt
Organism: Zygotorulaspora mrakii
Lineage: Eukaryota; Fungi; Ascomycota; Saccharomycetes; Saccharomycetales; Saccharomycetaceae
Gene: BIO2
Product: biotin synthase
Exons: 1
Coding region: 1-1188 (395 amino acids)
Biological process (GO): biotin biosynthetic process
Cellular component (GO): mitochondrion
Molecular function (GO): biotin synthase activity; 2 iron, 2 sulfur cluster binding
Source: RefSeq, a predicted model, not a curated record
AUGGGUAUAAGAUUGUUUUCCAGCUGCAGAAACCUGUUGAUUAAGUCAAAUGUUAUUAGGAGUGCUGCUGCUGCUACAGCGACAGCUUCUGUGGAGAUGCCCAUGAGAAGCGCAGCGACGGAAACAAAGGGUGUAUUGGAUAGCGCAUUGCUCCUCGAGACUCCUAGCAAUUCUUGGACCAAAGAACAGCUGGCAUCAAUUUAUCACACGCCACUACUUCAACUGGUACACAGUGCUCAAUUGCAGCACAGGAAGUGGCAAGAUCCUACAAAAGUGCAACUGUGUACUUUGAUGAACAUUAAGACAGGUGGCUGUUCUGAGGAUUGUAAAUACUGUUCUCAGUCUUCACGUAACGAUACAGGCCUUAAGGCAGAAAAGUUGGUUCAGGUUGAAGAGGUCAUUAAGGAAGCUGAAGAGGCUAAGAAGAAUGGCUCUACGAGAUUCUGUCUAGGUGCUGCAUGGAGGGAUAUGAAAGGCAGAAAAUCUGCUAUGAAUAGAAUAUCUGAAAUGAUCAGUAAAGUCAACGAUAUGGGUUUAGAGACUUGUGUAACAUUGGGUAUGGUUAAUGAGGAGCAGGCCAAUAAACUUAAAGAUGCAGGUUUGACAGCAUACAACCACAAUAUUGACACUUCAAGAGAACAUUACAAGAACGUUAUUACAACUAGAUCAUAUGAUGACAGGUUAGAGACUAUUAAAAAUGUUCAGAAAAGUGGUAUAAAGGCUUGUACAGGUGGUAUCUUGGGUUUGGGUGAAACUGAAGAAGACCACAUUGGUUUCUUGUAUACUUUAUCCAACAUGUCACCACAUCCAGAAUCCUUGCCAAUUAAUAGGCUGGUUGCUAUAAAAGGUACCCCAAUGGCUGAAGAACUAGCAAAACCAAAUGCCAAGAAAUUGACCUUCGACGAAAUUAUCAGAACUAUCGCAACUGCUAGGAUCGUUAUGCCUCAAGCAAUUAUUAGACUAGCUGCUGGUCGCUACACAAUGAAAGAAACCGAACAGUUCUUAUGUUUUAUGGCAGGCUGUAACAGUAUCUUCACAGGCAAGAAGAUGUUAACCACCAUGUGUAACGGAUGGGAUGAAGAUAAAGAAAUGCUUAACAGGUGGGGAUUGCAACCGAUGGAAGCUUUCCAAUAUGAUGCACUUGAGGAAGAAAGGAAGAGAAAAAAACUUCAGGCUGCUGCUUGUUAG